UAUAUAAUACAUAUAGUAAUCAUAUAUUAUAGUACUUUAUGUAAAUAUAUCAGUUUUUAUUUUCUUGUGUAUACAUAUCAGAAACGUAAACGUGAUGUUAAAAAAAAUAGAAAAAUGGGGACAAAAACGCUGAAUGAUAUUCAUAAAGAUCUGAAACUCCUGAUCACUGCAAUCACUGGUUUUGAAGAAGGUGAGGAAGGUUUUCAGAUCUCGGAGCGUUUCGCUUUGUCACAAGUAAAGCACCAUCGUUAUUUGUCGGUUAACAGUCAUGCAGUUAAAAAAGAAAUCGACGAGAUAAUUCAAAAAUUCCUCAUACAUGGCAAGUACGACGUUGCCAAGGAGUUCCAGGAUCUCGUCCAGACUUUCCUCAAUAGCUUUGACUCCGAGAGGCAUCCCCAGUGUGACGUGCAGUGGUCCUUGUUGUCUCUGUUGUUUAAUUUAGCUAGUGAAACCUGUAACUCUCAAAUAAGUGCUAGUCAUUCGUUGAGCAGGGAUAGGAGUAACAAUGCAUCUGUAGCUACUGAGGAUGACAAGUCUGAAGAGAUUGACUGGGCUGAAUACUUGAAAGAAGGAGAACAGGAGUUUUUCUGUAACUACGAGAGCAACAGUGACAGCGACUGGUCCGAAGAUGAGAAUGAUUGCCAAGCAGACUUGUCUGUGCAUAAUCAACAAAAAGCGUCCACUCCUAGCAGAAAUGCUGUGCCACGUGAAACAGGGAUUCUGGCUACCGUACCGGAAGAAAUUCCAAAAAGUGUAACGUCACAAGACGUAGUCCCUACAAACUGGCUGGAAAAGAACAUUCAAAACACAUGGUGGAAUGAGUUAGACUGGCGCCAGUACAAAGUUGACAGUCGAUUUGAAGACGCUCAUCUACUGGAAUUCUGGAGAAAGAAUACGAAAAAAAGUCACGAAAUCAUUGGAACUCUGAGCGAAUAUCAGGCUCUGAGAGAACUGUUGUGGAUGUUUCAUGUACAUAGUGACAUGGCUGUAUUUCAAGAAGAAAAAGAAAAAGGGUUCGUUAUUCGCGACGUAUCGAUACCAAGUCUCACCACGGUGGCCUUCAAAAGUGUUUUGUCCUCGUAUUGUGAGUACAUAACUAUGAUGCGAGAAAUGGAAACUUUUCUCGAAAACUUGUUUGUACGAAAUGAUACUUCAAAAUCAAGUCGGAGACCACCAUUGACUUACGAAGCUUACGCGGCCACUUUGCAGCACGAAAUUUUGAGCAUUAAAAAAAAACUUGUCGAUUUUGAAACAGAAGUCAUGAAACAGAAUGAUCCGAGUACGUUUCUCUCGGCUUCAAAAGUCUUGAAAAAGUGCACGGACAGGAUAAAAAUAAUUUUCGAAAUUCAUAAGAGCGUCAUUGACGACUGGGAGAAAUUGUCCAACUGGCAGUGCGCUUCUAAACUACUGUCAAAGCUAUACUUCAAAAUACAAAAUUCAUGUAUCAUAGAAAUGAUAAAUUUGUGCGCAAACUUUUACUUGGCCAGUCUCUCUGUAUACCUUAAUAUUAUUGAUGUUUGGUUGAGCGAAGGGAGAUUAGAAGAUUGGAGGGAUGAAUUUAUCAUUGUUAAGUGCUUGGAAUCGGUCGAAAGUAGUACCAGGGAAGAUUGUAGACCAUUGGAAGGGUAUGCAUUUCGAGAACUGGAUCCCUUGUGCUUGAAAGAUCCUGUGAUGAAAAUCUUACUCCACAAAGUCUAUCAAAUAGGACGUAGCGUCGAGCUUUUAGUCACUUUGGAUCGUAUUUCCGACUUCUGGGCCAUGAUGGACAGAGAAAAGGUUUCCAAAGAAACGCUACAUUCAGAGUGUCUGAGAGAAAUACUAUCGGCAUGCUCCAAGUACGAACCAACAGUUUGCACCGACUCGACGGACCACGCGUCCUUACAAAUAAUCGAAAUCCCAAGACCAAUUGCGCCACAUGACCUGGAACUCCAGUACAAUAUAACGCAACAAGUUUCCACGACAAACAAUCCUUUUCUCGCCAAAGCCCUAGAAAACUUUGUGUUUGUGGACGUGGACAGCGUCGACUCGAGAUCUGGAGAUCGCGGUAGGGAACGCGAGGAGUCGAAAACCUUUGAGUUCUUGAAAAAGUCGAACACAGCGUUACCUUGGAGUAGAAUUUUCGAGUGUGCCGUGUCGAAAGUUUUAGAUUCGAAGUUCAGUGGUGCAAGUAAACUCGUCAAGGAUAUCCUGAUGAAGGAGUACAAGCUGGAGGGACAGCUCAAACUGAUGAGGUCGGUCUUUAUGAUGGAGACCAGCCACGUUAUGAACAAGUUCUGCAAACUGAUUUUCACGGAGAUCGAAUCCAACGGUAUGUGGAACAACGCUUACACUGUGGCGUGUUUGUUGGAAGAGAUACUUUCACAAGAAUGGCCAGAAUCGAGCUCACGGUGGUCCAUAACGAUCGGCAACAUCAGAACUACCAAAGUCCUCGAGGCUGUGAAUAGCACUAAACUACAUUACGCCGCCGGCUGGCCGAUAAACAUGUUACUCAACGAGGAAGCCAUCGACAAGUACAACAAGAUCUUUAAAUUCGAGCUGAAGCUCAAAUGGGCUCUGUGGACGCUUCAUACGCUUAGAUUUUCCACUUUAGAAGGUUCGGUUGACGCUACAACUCCGGAUGCCACACAACGCUUUCACAUCAAGCGGCUCGAGACUUUGCGGUUUUGGCUGCUGCACGCUAUUGGCUCGAUACAUGCGUACCUAUCGGGUCAAGUUUUACUCGGCUUGGGUGCUGAAUUUGAAAAAGCCUUGUCUCAAGCUGACAAUUUGGAGGCCAUCAUUACAAUUCACAGUGAGUACUUGGAUAAUGUACACGAGCACUGUCUUCUGACAGGAAAAUUUGACGAUUUGACUCUUACGAUCCACAAGCUACUGGAAAUGUGCGAAGAGGUGCACAAAAGAUGGAAACCCGAGUCCCUGGCUUUCAUUGGCAAAGUGAUGGACCAACUCGAGAACGACUACGUCAAAUACCACACGUACCUAGCGUUGGGCUUACACAACGCAGUGCAGCACAAGGACGCCGAUUACCUGACUGGUUUGAACUCUGCCUUUAACUGCAGUAUGCCAACGACAUAAAAAUCGCAACAGCACCCACAAUAAUAACCACCUUGUUGGCUUUAUUUUUGUAGUUUAGAAACACCGCAUUUUUUUUUUCUGUAUGCGUGUAUUGGCACGCAAAUUCAGUAUUAAGAUCGCAGGAAUCUUAUCAUUUGUGAUCUAAUGUAAUAAAUACAAUUUUUGUUUUUGUUUUUAUAUUGCUACUCAUUAAAUUAAUCACUAAGCUAACUCAUUGAAACACGUUGUUGUACAGACACUAUAAUUGUAUACAUAAUGUUUUCAUCGCUGAUAUAAUUUUGUAUAUUCAUUGUACAAUAAAUCUUGAUUUUUUUUGUAAGCAACAA
Messenger RNA from Copidosoma floridanum, 3401 nucleotides. RefSeq names its product gamma-tubulin complex component 5 (gene Grip128). Gene Ontology annotation, molecular function: gamma-tubulin binding; microtubule minus-end binding. Lineage: Eukaryota; Metazoa; Arthropoda; Insecta; Hymenoptera; Encyrtidae. Gene Ontology annotation, biological process: cytoplasmic microtubule organization; mitotic cell cycle; microtubule nucleation. Gene Ontology annotation, cellular component: spindle pole; gamma-tubulin complex; microtubule organizing center. The record is from RefSeq and is a predicted model, not a curated record.